GUUCCACUUCAGCAGGAACCGCCUGGAGUCAAAAAAAGACAGUGUGGAGUAUUUGAAGUCAGUUGGAAUCCACCAUCCCUAGACUCUGGUGGCGGUCCUCUAACUGGCUAUCAGGUCCAGUUAAGUACGUUAGGUGGGGGAAGUGGUGGCUGGCGUAACUGCACGGCCUUCGUUUCAUCUCGUAGCUGUUUGUUCACAGACCUGUGGAAUAAGACAGAGUAUCGCAUUCGAGUCCGAGCUUUUAAUAAGAAGGGGCCAGGCCAAUGGGCAAACGCUUCAGAAACAACGGAUUUAAUUGGUAAGUAAUAUAUCUUAAUAGUGUUGUAUAACACCUAGUAAGUUUUGGCACUUACUUAUUAUAGCUUCUUUUGCAUCUCCCUUUAAGAUUUAUCUCUACGUUUAUCAAUUCAUACAGCCAUUCCUUUCUAACCUACCUAGAUAAAGUUGGUAAGUGGCUCACAUCUAAUCAGCUUACCCUGAAUAUUACUAAAAGCACGUUUAUUAUCAUAGGUAGCAGCCAGCGCUUGAAAAAAUUGAAAUCAAUCUCAAUUGCUACUGAUGAUAAGAGUAUUGAAGAGGUUAGCUCCUUUUCGUACUUGGGUGUGGUUAUCAAUAACAAUCUAAGUUGGCGAGAUCAUAUUGAUUAUAUCAAUAAUAAGGUAAAUAAGAAAUUGGGACUUCUUAGACGUAUAAAAUCAUGCUUAACCGUUGGAGGCUAGGCUUAUGUUCUUUAACAGUUACAUCCUUCCUAUAUUCGACUAAUAUUAUUUGGAGAUAUAGGGGUAACGUGGCUUUAAUGGAAAAACUACAAGUUCCACAAAACAAAGCAACGCGUAUAAUUUUAGAUUUACCCCCUCAAACAUCAGCCACUGAGGCUUGAGAUAAACGUGGGUGGAAAUUGCUCUCAUGAAGACGUGUUUUAUGAGCAUCUUUAUGUCUAAGUGCCAGAAUAACUUGUUUACACAUUCUUUUUAUCUUGGCCUAAAUAGUGAACAUCAUGAUCACAAUACCAGGUCUAAGGAUAACGUAUGAAAGGCUCUUUCAAAAAGAAACUGGGGUCUUUGGACUUCCACAAAUUUGGCUUCGAACGGAAAAAUCUAGACAAGUCAUUGAGGGAGCUCAAGUCACUUGACAAAUUUAAAAAGGCCAUCCGCAAUGAAACAUUUGAUUAAUUGAUAGUUAGUUCAUAGUAAGUUCUAAUUUAGUCAUAGAUUUGUCUUAUUCACUUAAAGUUUUUUAGUAGGAAGACCGUUCUGUAAAGCACUUUAGGGUGACUUGAUUAAUUGAUAAUUAGUUCAUAGUAAGGUCUAAUUUAGUUAUAGAUUUUUCUUAUUCACUUAAUGAUUUUUAGUAGGAGGACCCUUCUGUAAAGUACUUUAGGGUGAAGUAGGCAUCCUCAAUAAAGAUUGAUUGUCGUUAUUAUUUCCUCAUUCGUCCUCCUUUCUUUUCACAAUAUUAGCAUUCAUUUUCUAAUUGUGUCAUUUUAACCUUUGAGCGUUUUCAUUUAUAUGGUUACACCUCUGCUUUACCUUUACUUUACCAAUUAAUUGAUUUUUCUUCGCUGAUAAACAUCGUUUUGUUUUACGAAGAUAAUUAAAACAUUAGUUUAUCAUAGGACCGCCCGAUGUUUCCGAAAUAAUAAACAAUGAAACAGAAAUCCCUGGGAUGAAACCCAUUGUAACAGUGCAGUGGACACGCCCAAACGAGAGAUACUGCAACAUCACCAUGUAUUCAUUGCGCUACAAAGUAGUUCAACCAGCCACCGAGAAAAUAACGGAAAUAAUAAAUACCACCAACGCCAGUUUAACAAGUUUAGUGCUUGAAUUCCAACACAGCAAGAAGUAUGAAGUAACUGUCUUUGCUUGGAAUUACCUGGGACGCAGUAAAGCAAGCACAGCAUGGGAAGUGAGAACAGCACAAUGUAAACAUACUUUCUUUCGUUAAAUAAUUAAAUAAAUAUAGAGAGCCAUAUUGUGUUGCUUCUUGGACAUCUUUGUCUAAGCGUGUGCGGCCGCCAUGGUUUCAAAGAUCGACAAGCUUACCUGCAUCGAAAUUUAUAUGUGUACUUUGGAAUACGUUAUUUUUCUGACACGCAAUCAACUUCUUAUCCCACAUGGAUUUUUAACUUAUUAGAGUAUUUUGGGAAGAAAAUUAUUCCUUUGAAUAAAAGAUAACAAAAGAUUGCAAUGUUCCUUACAAUACGAUUCACUUCAAAUUCAUAUCGGCCAAUAACACUAAAAAACCCUUACUCUAUGUAAUAAAACAUAUAGCAUGGGUCCAAGUAAGCAAGUAAGGCAUGAAUAUCUCAUAAGCAAAAUUUUCUUGCUGAGAGUGAAUCAUGAUGAUAACAGGAAAAAAGCUUUCUGGCGGUGGGGAAAUUAAAGUACCAUAGCCUUAUUAAGACUUUUGAGAAGCCAAAAACUAAGGUUGGUAAAACUGUUAGCAGGAGACCUCAAUCGAAUUGGUUAAAGAUUUUAAUACUCUCAAAAUUUCUCCCACCGUAUAAAUCUUAAAAUUGUACCAGACAGUUCUCUCAGCUUGGAGCGCAGUUGUAUUUCUUAAAAGUCUUUGCUAAUCUAAAUGAUCUCUGCUCUUUUCAUGCAAGGUUUUAUUUAUUUAGUAUAUUAAAACUGCUGUCACUCUUGAUAGAUGUUCCAUAUCCCGUUAUGCGUUUGGAUUUUAAAAGAGGCUGUAGCUCUAUAAACUUAACUUGGAAUCCACCAUCACGUGACGCCGAAGGAGGAAUGGUGACAGGGUACCUUGCACAGAUAAAAGCGGCCAGUUCCGAAGGACCAUGGAUAACAAAAAACGUUUCUCAGUCAACUCAGUCAUGCCUAUUUACCCAUCUUAAGCCAAAUAGCGAGUACCAUGUAAGAGUAAUGGCGCAGAACAAAAUGGGAAAUGGUUGGCCUUCUGAAGUAUCUAUAAUUCCCCAAGCAGGUGAUUUGUGA
This is a messenger RNA of Porites evermanni, 2951 nucleotides long. Lineage: Eukaryota; Metazoa; Cnidaria; Anthozoa; Scleractinia; Poritidae. The record is from the annotation of a GenBank genome assembly.